This is a messenger RNA of Rhododendron vialii, 405 nucleotides long. RefSeq lists its product as uncharacterized. The record is from RefSeq and is a predicted model, not a curated record. The coding region runs from base 1 to 405 and encodes 134 amino acids. The transcript has 2 exons. Lineage: Eukaryota; Viridiplantae; Streptophyta; Magnoliopsida; Ericales; Ericaceae.
AUGACCGGUAUCGGAGGUGCUAGCAAGUUACGUUAUAGAUUGUCAUUCUUUCAAGACGAAAUUGCACCGGAAGACAAGUGGAUGAUUUUUCCUGACAUGGGUCACGUUGUAACUUCUACUUAUAAUGUGGUGGUUGUCCUUCUAUCCCAACUUCAAUGCCUUACUUUCCUCCCACUCCAUUCUCGUCCUCCAUCAUCGGACAAAAUAAGGGUUCUUGGAAUUGGACUCGUGAACGAAGAUCACUUCGUACAGGCUGAUCUAAAAUCAUGUUCUCCCUCGCCACCUAUUGCCAACUAUUGGUUCAAAUUUCGAUGGGAGGAGGCCAAGGAAUGGGAGAAAAUAGAAGCGUUUAAAGCCAUAAUAGGAAGUGAUGUAGCAAUUGCCGAGUCCUUUGACAUAUAUUAG